ACGAUACCCGACGAGGAUAUCCGCCUCCACUCAACUAGUUAUUUGUUGUUAUUUGUUUUUUUAAAUCUUUUUGAGUAUUUUAUUAACUGCUGUUUGAUAUUCUCUGGUCAUCUUCUGUAACCAGGAUGUGAGCUGUCAGUUAGCCCUUACCUGAUGAGGAUCCUGCUGACAGUGAAGCUCUGCAGACAUGCAUUUAUAAAGCAGAACUGGACAUUACUCCUCUCUCUUUUUUUUUUUUUAUGUGUCAUCUACUGCACCAGCCGAUAGCUGCGGAGUGAAUGUGGAGACAUGGGCUCCGAGUCUGUGAAGGUGGUGGUCAGGUGCAGGCCCCUGAAUGAAAGGGAGAAGGCUCUCUGCUCGAAGACGGUGAUGUUCAUGGACCUGCACCGGUGCCAGUGCUUCAUAGAGAAACCCGGGGCAGCGGACGAGCCACCCAAACAGUUCACCUUUGACGGGACCUACUUUAUUGAUCAAACCACUGAGCAGAUGUACAACGAGAUUGCCUAUCCUUUAGUUGAGGGUGUCACUGAGGGAUACAAUGGCACAAUUUUUGCCUAUGGACAGACCGGAAGUGGGAAGUCUUUCACCAUGCAGGGAGUGUCCGAGCCUGCGGCCCAGAGGGGCGUCAUUCCACGAGCCUUUGAGCACAUCUUUGAGAGUAUUCAGUGUGCAGAAAAUACAAAGUUCCUGGUGCGGGCCUCCUACUUGGAGAUUUACAAUGAAGAAAUCAGAGACCUUUUGGGAAGUGACACCAAGCAGAGAUUGGAGCUGAAAGAGCAUCCAGAGCGCGGGGUGUAUGUGCGGGACCUCUCCAUGCACACUGUGCACAGUGUGGGGGAGUGCGAGAGAAUCAUAGAGCAAGGCUGGAAGAACCGGGCAGUGGGCUACACACUGAUGAACAAAGACUCCUCCCGCUCCCACUCCAUCUUCAGCAUCCAUCUGGAGAUCUGCAGCACAGAUGCAGCCGGCCAGGAUCAUCUACGAGCGGGUAAACUCAACCUUGUUGACCUGGCAGGAAGUGAGCGUCAGUCUAAAACCGGUGCCACCGGCGAGCGGCUCCGCGAGGCCACCAAGAUCAACCUCUCCCUCUCGGCCCUGGGGAACGUCAUCUCUGCCCUGGUGGACGGACGCUCCAAAUACAUCCCCUACCGGGACUCCAAGCUGACCAGACUGCUCCAGGACUCUCUGGGAGGAAACACACGCACGUUGAUGAUUGCCUGUCUCUCCCCCGCAGACAACAACUACGAGGAAAGUCUGAGCACGCUUCGUUAUGCCAACCGGGCCAAGAGCAUCCAGAACAGGCCUCGUAUCAACGAGGACCCCAAGGAUGCUCUGCUCCGAGAGUAUCAGGAGGAGAUCAAGAAGUUGCGGGCCCUCGUCUCAGGCCAGCUGGGCACUGCUGACCUUGCAUCUCUGCUGGCUGGUCAGUUGUUUGAAGCAUCCCCUGCUGUUCCUUCAAGGCCACAGUCCAACACCACAGAAGCAGAGAAGGAUAAGAUUAAAGAGGAGUAUGAAGAGAGGCUGGCCAAGUUGCAAGCUGAGUACAAUGCAGAGCAGGAAUCCAAAGCAAAGCUGCAGGAGGACAUUGCUGCCCUUUGUUCCUCCUAUGAAUCCAAGCUGUCUAAUCUGGAGAAGGCCCGAACCAGCAGGGGGAGCUCUGUCCUAAAGAAUGGUAACGGAAAAUCUUCUGUCCACAACAAAGAACCUUCAUCAGUGAGCUCUAGCUGUAUGACAAAGGUUGCUGAGGAAGAGGUCUGCCAUAACACUGAUCCCAUGUGCCACAGUACAGCUGGAGACACUUCUCUGACCAAGGCAGCUGUACCUUGUGCAGCAGUUGGUGUCCAAAUAGGUCCAGAUGGAGACGGACUUGUAGACUCACCUGGCACUGCAGGGCCUCUAGACCAGCAACACGUCCUGGAAAGACUGCAGCAGCUGGAGCAGGAAGUGGUGGGAGGAGAGCAGGCCAGGAACAAAGAGUUACAGCAGAGACACUGGCAGAGGAAGAACCUCGCUGACCAGAGAAAAGUCCAUCUAAUCCGCGCUCUGUCAGAGAACAGUGAGGAGAGUGAAAAUGUGCUGUUGAAUGUCUACAACUCCAUCCAGGAAGAGGUCCAUGCCAAAAGCCAGUUGCUGGUCAAGGUCCAGGGAAAGCUGAAAGCAGCCAAACUGGAGAUCCGUGACCUGCAGGCAGAGUUCGAGGUGGAGAGGAAUGACUACCUGGCAACAAUCCGGCGGCUGGAGAGGGAGGGUCAGUUACUGCACAGCCUGCUGGAGCGUAUGGUGCCGCUGGUGCGCCGUGACUGCAACUACAGCAACCUGGACCGCUUGAAGAAAGAAGCUGUCUGGGACGAGGACAGCGCCACCUGGAGGCUGCCGGAUGUGAUGGUGCAGAAAACAACACUGCCUUCAGCAGUGGCUCCAAGACUUGCAACUCGCAGAGCUUCAGCUGCUGAUGCUGGAGAGCCAUUCAUGGUGGAAGGGGACAGGUACAAGGAAAUGCUUGAUCGUAGUGACAGUGAGAACAUCGCCAGCAGCUACUUCAAGUCUAAGAGGGCGAGCCAACUGCUGGGACGGGAAGCUACCAAGGGACACGCCAUCCACUCUCCACCCUUGGUUAACGGGGCGGCCCACCUCAGUGUGAGCGGUUCCACCGUGAACCCACCCGUCAGCUCACGGCCCUUCCGCCUGGAGUCGUUGGAUGUCCCGGUCUCCAAUGGUAAGGUGAAGCGCAAAAAAAGCAAGUCUCACAUCCACAAUGAGGGGAUUUGAAAAGACUGUAAAUGUAACAGAUCUCCGUGUCAUCUGCCUGUGACUAAAUGUUUUAUACACUGUUAUUGAUCACAUACAGUAUAUAGUAAAUGCUGAAUUUUUAAUAACCACUGCUAACCAGAAAUGUAUACAGUCCGCUCUUAUUGUGGACGUUUUGAGUCAGGUAGUGUGUUUUAAUUCACAUUUUGAAUGCUCAUGUUGAACAAAAUGCUACCUGCAGUAUGUUACUACCCUUGUAUUCUUGCACUGUACCUAAAAACCUGUGAUUCGUGCACUGUGAGACUCAAAGCUACUAUAAUAUUUAAUGUCUCAUGUAUUUUACUGUUGCUUAUUGUAAACCAGAAUUUUUAACCUAACAGUAAAAAUUCUACAGUUGCUGCUGAAUGGCUCAAAUAAAACUAU
Messenger RNA from Morone saxatilis (striped sea-bass), 3171 nucleotides. RefSeq names its product kinesin family member 17 (gene kif17). Gene Ontology annotation, molecular function: microtubule motor activity; ATP binding; microtubule binding. NCBI's taxonomy places the organism in Eukaryota, Metazoa, Chordata, Actinopteri, Moronidae. The transcript is spliced from 14 exons. The record is from RefSeq and is a predicted model, not a curated record. Bases 289 to 2769 code for a protein of 826 amino acids. Gene Ontology annotation, biological process: microtubule-based movement.